CAAUUUCAUAACCUACAAAGUUAGUGAACACACUUUUUUUAAUUAAUUUAACUAAAAAAUGUGAAUAAAAUGGAAUCUUGGUGUGCUGCCAUGGCUAUUCCACCUAGUGCUGAAGAUUGUCAAGUAGGAAUUCAUUCCGGCUGUAAUACGUUAGCAUCCACCCCUUCAUCCUCGACGUCAGGAUGUACAUCAGCUGAUGACAGUUUUGAUUUUCGACAUAUUCCUACGGGUCUUACAACUGCUGAGUGCCAACUAUUACUAAAUUCCGAUGCAACUGCAGUAGAAUUAGAAAGUGCAAUAACACGAUUAAAAGAAUUAAUAUUAGAUACAGAACAAUGUUCCGAUGAAAGGAAAUGGGUUGUUCGACAUUUAGUGGAAUUAAGAUUACGAUUACAAGAAAGGCGCGAAGCUGAUAGUGAUCCUCAACAUCCGUUAAAUUUAUCGGGUGGAGAAAUUAUUCGAGUGACUCUUGGACAUCAUUUUAAACCACAAUUUGCCAAACCUACCACAUCAUCGGGUAAAGUGUAUUGUGAUCAUUGUGCAAAAGUUGUUUGGAGUAUUCUUCAAGCAUGGUAUAUUUGUGAAGAUUGUGGAUUUAUUAGUCAUUAUAAAUGUAUUAGUGAAAUAUUUCGUGUGUGUGCCCAAGUUGUUGCAGCUGAACAUCCCCAAUAUGAGUUAAAUAUAUGUCCGGAACAAGGUUUACAUUUACAACAAUUUCGGUGUGCAGAAUGUCGCAUUGCCAUUUCGUUAGUUAUGAGUUCGUCUACAAUAUCUUGUUUUGGUCGAGCUCUUAUGGCAGCAGAUGUUUCAUGGAAUGAAGCUCGAUUAUGUGAUUAUAAUGGAAAGUACUAUUGCCCACGAUGUCAUUGGAAUACCUCAAUGCCUACACCUGCUCGAGUUAUACAUAAUUGGGAUCUUGAACCAAAACGUGUGUGCCAAGCGUCCGCUCAAUUGUUACGACUCACAUAUAAACGCCCAUUAUUACCGUUAGCAACACUCAAUUCUAGAUUAUUUGGCCUUGUACAUGAGUUAAGUGUCGUACGAAAGCAAAGAGAUCAAUUGAUAUUAAUGAAAAGGUAUUUAGUCAACUGUCGUAUUGCUGCAGAACAACAUAUUUUAUCUAGACUUGGUGAUAGGUUACAUAUGACAGAAGGAUGUUUAAGCUCCGAUGAAUCAAGUACUAAUACUGGUGGUGUACAUUUAUAUAGCAUGCAAGAUUUAAUUGAAACAGAAAAUGGUACUUUGUCAAAAAUAUUAUAUGAAAUUAUUGAAAUGUUUUCAAAACAUAUUAAAAAAGAUUGUAUGAUAUGCAAUGGAAGAGGACAUUUAUGUGAAUUGUGCAACAUUGAAGAAAUUUUGUAUCCAUUCGAUGAUGGUGUACAUGUGUGUAAAGUAUGUGGAGCAGUAUUUCAUAGAGCGUGUGCCACAAUGAAACAUUUCAAAUGUUCAAGAUGUGAACGGCGUAAUCGUCGUAAACAAAAACAAGAAAAACCUAAAGAAUACAUAUGUGAUGGAAAAUGUACAGAUGAUUGUGAUUGUACAUUAAAACUUGUUAAUCAUCCGUAUACUGAAUAAAAAUUGAGCCGAAUAUCUUAAUAAACACAAAAAACACUAAGAUGAUCAAACGAAUAAUUAAUUUGUUAACAAAUAUAUUUUUUAAACAUAUUAUGUUGAAUGACCAGAAGAAUUAGGCAAAAAUAAUGAUAUAUUCAAUAAUUUUAUUAAGGUCUUUUAUUUUGUAAAUAUAAAUAUUUUUAGUUACCGUAUGAUGACCGUAAAUAGUAUUUAUUGUACAUAUUAUGUUUAUAAAAUUAUAAGUAUUGGUUUUAAUUUUGGGUAAUUGGAUUUGACUUAUUUUUUAAUUGUUAAUUGUUCAAAUCAUCCAGUGACGGCGUAAGGAGUGGUUUACGUGGGCCAGGGCAUACAGCCUCGCGGUCCGUGGGGCCUUGCGUCUUGAAGAAUGCAACGAAAAAAAUCUAUUCGUCAUGGUAGUACACAAUAAAUUGUAUAUUACUCUGUGAUAAUUAUGUUUCAUACAUUCCACUGUCUAUUCAUAGACAAGUGAAUAUAUUGAACUGUCAACUCUAUUGUAAUUCUAAUCUAUUUCAAUAGGUGUCAUCACUAAACGAUGUAAAUAUGAACCCAAAACGUUCAAUAAAAAAAAUGUUCAUUUGCUGGCGUUGCAUUACCGUCACAAGAAAUCCCUGCCUGUCAAGAUUGGGAAUUUCUCAUACCAGGCGAUAAAUAUUUAUAAUUGGUCGCUCGCCCAUCACUCUCGUUUGUUUGUCUGUAAUUUUUUUAAUGAAAAUUGUCGUCGUGCGCCAAUAGCUCUCACAAUAUAUACUUUGCCCACAUCAAAUUUAGCUCUUGCCCCGCCACUGGAAUCAUCGAAUAUUCUAAAGAAAAAUCAAUUCAUUUGCUAAUUUGUACCAUUUUUUAACAUAGUAUACUAAUUUCAAUUUUAUUUCUAUUUAUUUUGAAUUAACACCAAAAAGUUUAUAAGUAUCCCAAAUGACAAUAGAUUGUUUAUUUUUUAUGUUUAUAUAAUUUCAAUCGGAUAUAAUACCUCAUUGGUGUAAAAAAUUUUGAACAAAUUCGAUAGUAUUUAGAAAAUUGUUCUUUUUACGAAUGUUUAAACUUCUGGGUCAUCUUCUUCGUGGGUCAUAAAAACUUAACGGAGGCCACCAGCUUUAUGAAGAAAUGUAGCAUUUUUAUAACGACAUGGAACACUAUCAUGGUAAAUCUGUUGUGUGCCGGAAAAUCAACAUAUUUGAUGGCAGCUAUUUAAAAAAGCUAAAAUGUUCUAAUUAGUAUGAUUUGCUAUAACCCCACAAUAUUAGUAUGGCUGUUCGAUGCGCCGAAUAUAUUUUUUGUGGCCUAACUUGAAAUAUGUGAACUUUUGUGUAACAAAUCUGUAAUUAAAAAACUGUAAUUUAUUCGAAAAGUUCAUUAUUUUUAUUUCAAUAAGAAUAAUAGAUUGAUCCACCACAGGGUUGUCAUACUUACGUGGGAAUUUUAUGUCAAUAUUUCUUGAUACAGUGCAAUCUCGAUAUAACAAAUCGGAAGGAGCAAGUAAAUAUUCGUUAUAUCAAGUAAUUCUUUAAACUGAGGCUUGUUUGGUCUAAAAUUCGUUAAAAAGAGGUAAUUAAUGAUGUUUCGCUUAUUGCGAUUGAUAAGGAACACUUUUUACGUUUCUGAGCCAUUUCAACUUAAUCUUUAACAAUAGUGAUGAGCAACAGUGUUUAUAUUACUUUCUAUCAAACAAUAGUGAUUGGUUUACGAAAAAAAACUUGUCGGAACCUGUCGCGACAAUCACAUACUAUGGGAUUAAGCGUCAUAUAAUGGUGGGAACGUUAAAUAAAAGUUUUGGGUUCACAAAAUUCGUUAAUUAGGAGUAUUUAACAUUUAUAUAGACUUUUUUUUAUACAUAGUUGACUAUUUGUCAUAAAGAGAUUGUUCCCAAAAAAUGUUUGCAAUGUAAGGGGAAAUUUUACAUUGACUACUAUGGACAAUUUAAGGGGAUUAAGAAGAAUUUGUUAAAACGAGAAAGUCGUUAUAUUGAGGUACGUUAACCUUAUAUUAAGGUUGCACUGUGUAUGCUAUCAAAUUAGCUCAAAAUGAAAUUAUCAAGAAUCUGUAGGCACUAAUAACAUAUAAAUCUUGCAUACACUUUGAUAUUGUGUCUCAUAAUAUUAUAUUCGGAUUGAAAAAUUUUAUAGUUUUUGGAAAACAAAGUAUUUUAUUUUGAAAGUCUUUACAAAGUAUAAACAUAGUAAAGAUGAUUUUUCUUUAUCAGUUUUUUGUAAAUUAUAAUGUACCA
Molecule: messenger RNA, 3820 nt
Organism: Chrysoperla carnea
Lineage: Eukaryota; Metazoa; Arthropoda; Insecta; Neuroptera; Chrysopidae
Gene: DEF8
Product: differentially expressed in FDCP 8 homolog
Exons: 8
Coding region: 70-1575 (501 amino acids)
Source: RefSeq, a predicted model, not a curated record